AUGUAUCAAUUGCAAUCCGCUGAUGCUAUUCGAUGCCAAUACUGUGAAGAGGCGUCUGCUGUCUUUCUCUGUGUUCCAUGCAGAGAUGAAAUGUGCCCUCGCUGCAAAAUCUUCCAUAUCAAAAGCAAUGUUCCCUUAGGACACAGCAUUAUCCGCCUCCGCGAGAGAUCUCAUCAAACAUAUCAGGUCAAAAUGUGUGAAAUUCAUUCAUCUAAAGAAUACGAGGCAUGUUGCGAAGAUUGUCAAGUCCCUGUUUGCGAAAAGUGCAUCCAGGAUGUGCAUGUUAAGCACGCUAUUGGGAAGAUACAGGACCUUUACGAAAAGCAAAAGGCUGAAACCAUAGAAGAAUUGUAUAAAAUGAAAGCACAAUGGAAGUCUGAAAUCCGAGAAAGAAUAAACUAUCUCAAAAAUGGGGAAAUUGAAAUGAAGACAAAUCACGAGAAUGUAAGAGAUAAAAUGAAGAAUCAAGCUCAGGAAUUUAUAGAUCUUAUCAGAGGUAUUUUAAAAGAAGCUUUGUGUGAAUCUAAGAAAGAUGAGCAAAAAAAUUUAAAGGAAAUAUCUGAAUAUAAAGCAGAUGCUGAGCGUUUUGAAGAAAACCUAGAUCGACUGAUUGGAAAAUUUGAAACUCUCACAGAGUCAAUUCACCCUGCCGACCUUUUACUGUACCGAAAGCAAAAUCCUGAGGCUUUCAAACAGCUGAAAUUGCCUAGUAAAAUAGAUGUUGUUAUGCCUUCAUUUACAGUAGGCCUGAUCGACAAAUUUCAAAAUAAAUAUCAGUUUGGCAAUUUCAUUACAGGCCGUGUACGCUUUCAAACUUCACGCGAUAUCAGCUUACAACUUUCAGACGCGACUUGUUCUGCAGGCAGUAAACAACCUUUUAAAAAAGUAUUGGGAUAUGCUAGAAAAAUUUGCGAAAAAAAUACUGGUAGGUCGGAGUUAUAUCACGUAAGUUGUCUUGAUGACAAAGCUUACAUCAGUGGACGUGGUUGUAAUAUAUCACUGAUAGACAAGUUGGGGACAUUGCUAGAUACUUUCAUUCCCAUUUAUCAUGAACCAUCUGGUCUGGCUGUGAUGCCAGACGGAAGUCUGAUUUACUCUGACUAUAAGGAUAGUGCAAUCUAUCGACAAUCGCUCGAUAAACAGAAAACAAAACUUACGAGUACUGGUCAUCGACCAAGAGGACUUUGUUGUACAAGGUCAGGUGAUAUCCUUGUUACUAUGUAUAAAAGAGUGGAAAGGUACAGCAGCAGUGGGAGGAAGAUCCAGGUGUUCGAGAUGAACCUUAUCAGAGAGGGGCUUUCGAUUAAUCCAUGCUUUGUUUCUGAGAAUAUCAACGGUGACAUCUGUAUUUCUGAUUGGAGUAUAAAUGAUGGUAAAGUUGUCGUGCUGAACAAGUCUGGUAAUUUUCGGUUCAUAUAUGAUGGAAAAGUCAGAGAAAGCAAAGACGAAUUUAAACCGAUUGGUGUGGCUACUGACAGCCUUGGUCAUAUCCUCAUCGCAGACAACGCCAAUAACAGUGUACACCUUAUCAGCCAAGAUGGUGAAUUCCUCUCCUUCAUUCUUACAAAGGACAUGAUAACGAAACCACGUGGGAUCUCCAUUGACUCGUCUGACAAACUGUGGGUGGUAGAACGUAUCAGCGGUUUUGUGAAAGUGUUUCAGUAUUUGUCAUAA
Messenger RNA from Saccostrea cuccullata (small rock oyster), 1674 nucleotides. Its product is annotated as E3 ubiquitin-protein ligase TRIM71-like. NCBI's taxonomy places the organism in Eukaryota, Metazoa, Mollusca, Bivalvia, Ostreida, Ostreidae. The record is from RefSeq and is a predicted model, not a curated record. The transcript has a single exon. The coding region runs from base 1 to 1674 and encodes 557 amino acids. Gene Ontology annotation, molecular function: protein binding; ubiquitin protein ligase activity; zinc ion binding.